Molecule: messenger RNA, 1572 nt
Organism: Periophthalmus magnuspinnatus
Lineage: Eukaryota; Metazoa; Chordata; Actinopteri; Gobiiformes; Gobiidae
Product: glycylpeptide N-tetradecanoyltransferase 2-like
Exons: 12
Coding region: 63-1442 (459 amino acids)
Biological process (GO): N-terminal peptidyl-glycine N-myristoylation
Cellular component (GO): cytoplasm
Molecular function (GO): glycylpeptide N-tetradecanoyltransferase activity
Source: RefSeq, a predicted model, not a curated record
GGAGAAAGCAGCCACCACAACUGUAUCACGAAAUAAGCCAGUCCAUCUACAAGCCCCGAACAAUGACGGCUUCCAAAGAUGAAAAGCAGCAGACACAAGAUGAGAGCAGCGCUGCUAAAAAGACCAAGAAACACAAGAAGAAAGAGGAUAACUGGAGACCCCAAGGCCCUCGAGACCCAUUUGCCAUGCUGAAUGCAUUGCCAGAAGAGAAGCAACAAGAAAUCCAAAGGGCAUUGCACCUCUUUAAUUUGGGUCCAACUCUACCCAGAACGCUAGAGCAAGCAAAGAAACAUCAAUACCUCUUCUGGGACACACAGCCUGUCCCCAAACUUGAUGGCGCUGUUACAAGUCACGGUCCAAUAGCAGAAGAAGAGCGCGUUGUUCGGACAGAACCCUAUUCUCUGCCCCAGGGCUUUUCAUGGGACAAUCUGGACCUCUCCAGUACUGCAGUGCUGAAAGAACUCUGCACACUUCUGAACGAGAACUUCACAGAGGAUGAUGACAAUACAAUCAGAUGGGACUUCUCUGAGGAGUAUCUCAAAUGGGCUUUGCAGUGCCCACAGUGGCUGCCCCAGUGGCACUGUGGUGUCAGGGUAAAUUCUAAUAAGAAACUGGUGGGAUUCAUUGCUGCUGUUCCUUCAGAUGUAAAAGUGUAUGACAAGGAGAUAAAGAUGGUCCAGGUGCGACUCUUGUGUGUCCAUAAAAAGCUGCGCCUGAAGAGGAUGACUCCGGUUCUGAUCCGAGAACUCACGCGACGGGUGAACCAGCAGGGCAUCCUUCAGGCCUUCUACACAGCUGACAUUGUGCUGCCCACUCCUCUGAGCACCUGCAAGUACUGGCAUCGUCCUCUGAAUCCGCGAAAGCUGAUGGAGUCGAACUAUCCUGGAGUGAAACAGAACAUAGGGGUGCAGAGAGCAGUCAAGCUCAACAAGCUGCCACACGUAACAAAGACACCUGGCCUCCGUCCCAUGACCUCUACCGACGUUACAGCGGUUCACUCUCUGCUCCAGUCCAACAAGUCCUCGUUUGACCUCAGCACCAGCUUCUCUGUUCAGGAAGUAGAACACUGGCUGCUUCCUAGAGACAGAUUGGUCUACUCUUAUGUAAUCCAGGGUGAAGAUGGAAGUCUGACAGGCGUGUUUAGUUUCCGUGGUCUCAGCUCUAAGAUUCUGAAUCACCCACUGCACACAGAGGUGAGAGAGGCCCAGCUCCUGUACUGUGCAUGCUCCUCUGCAGACCCAAUGGAGCUAAUGGAGGAUGCACUAGUCCUGGCUAAAACGAAUGGUUUUGACAUCUUCACAGCCUUAGACACCAUGGACAACAAGAGAUUUUUGGAAAAACUCAAAUUCAACAUGAGUAGAGGAAAAAUUAACUUCUACCUGUACAACUGGCAAUGUCCGACCAUAAAUCCAGACAAGGUGGGUUUUGUAUUACCCAGCUAAUCUGCCCUUGGGAACAAGAGAUGGCCUGUCAUAGCAGAGGAUAUACAACUUUUAUUACAAGCAAUGCAGAGCUAAAUUGAAGUUGAAACCACCAAAUAGAUUACAGAAAUAAAACUGUAUGCACUGACAA